AUUCACCAAACAUGGUCUAGGCCGGGGAGCUCUCGGGGCCUGGGUGCCUUGCGUUUAUUUCAUAUGCCUUCGGCUUCUCUUAUCUUCCUCCUUUCCCGCAUUCUUCACAUCAGAUUUCUAGGGCCGCUUUGACCGGCUGGUGAGGAGGGGAUGUCUCUGCACAUCUAUAUCGCCCACUCGGGUGAGCAUUUACAUGCCGACCCGGUGUCGUUUGCCUCUCCGGAUGCACUCCGGUCAUGGAUUGCCCGCAACACGUCAGUCCCAUCUCAGAGGCAGAUCUUGAUGACUGCCCGUGGGAAAAACGUCAAGAUCCAAACACUCGCCACAGAGGACGAAAUCUUUGUAUACGAUCGGCGAUACGUGAAUGAACAGAACAGCGCCGAGCUGCCAGAGCUUCCUCCUCCGCAACCGUUCGACCUCGACAACCCGCCCGACAUCCUCAAAGACCAGAACGACCUACAGUCAUGGAGGAGCCUCUAUGAGGCCAGAAAAACAUGGGCCUUGACGCUGCUAGAGCGCUGUGAAUCGGUCGAUAAGAACAUUCAGGAGUGCAAUGAGCGGACCAACGUUAUCCAUCGUGCCGUUGGCGUAGCUCUGGAGAACCUGAAAACACAUGUGGGAACACUGGAGCAUCGCUUUCAGGAAGCGCAGACCUGGGCGAAUGACUUGUUGAAGGAGCAACAAACGGCGCUCGACGGAUGGAAACGAGCCCUGGCGACUUUAGAGACCAUCCCUGCCCGCAAGGACUUCCCAUUUCUUGGCCGUCCUUCUACGCCGAAAAAGGAGAAAGAGACAGCGACUGGAUCGCUACGUGAAUAUGUGGAUGCGGAAGAAGUACAAAAAGCUGGGUCGGAAGCAGCGGUCGCAUUUUCCCAAUUCGCUCAUCGGGUUCAAGAUGUCGAGAAAGCUGUGGGUGAAAUUGCGUCAGAUACACAACACUUGGUCGAUGGGACUGCGUCUUCAGGUUUCGAUGGUGUCGAAGGCCUUUUACAAGAAGUUGAGACGAUAUCUAAGAAAAUACAAUCCGACUAUGAGCAUGUCUUGGCUCUGCCCAAUAAUCAAAAAACGCUGGCAAACGUUUCGAGACUUGCCUUGGGUCACACCAAAGAUCUUCUGCCGGGGCUUCAAGAUAUCAGUGCUGAAGUCCAGGCUGCCCAGGAGGAAGCGGUCAGACGGUAUAAUGACGCGGUCAAGGCUACCCCUAGUCACAUGCGACACAUUUCCACUUUGGAAUCUCGUCUGUCCGACGUGCAAACCCACAUAAACAACCUCAACCUCCAUAGUGAUGCCUUUGACAUUAUAUACUCCGUGUUCCAUAUGCCCAUGGUCUAUGGGUCCAUUCUCAUCGAGUCUGUGCGACGCCACGAAUUCAAUGAGAAGAUGAAAACCGACUCUCUCACUCUGGCGGAAGAAAUGUCUGUCUUCCGUGAUGAGGAGCAGCGUCGAAGAAAGAAAUGGGUCAAGAACAUGGGCGAAUUCAUUUCCAUCUCCGACACGACGACGCCGGGUAUUGAAGUCAACCUCCGAGGCCACGAGAUUCAAUGGCCCACGGUCAACAGGAAGGAAGUUGAAUCAUAUAUCAAUGAUCUUAGGUCCAAACCGAGUAUGGCCAGCAUAGCUCAAGACCUGUCCCAGGACUUUAAAGAUUUGGACGCUCCUACCCGCCUACAGCGACGUAGGGCAAAGGCAUUCAAACAGGGCAGUAUCUUUGACUUGAGUCGCAGCUCUCUGUUAGUUCGUGGUGACGACAUGGUCCGCAGUCUGCGAGAUGAGAAAUCUAAGCUAGAGGAUAAGCUCAAAGGAUCUGAGAGCCGUAUUCGGAAGCUGGAGGAUCUUUUGCAUCGACAGAGUCAUCUGGGCCGUCCUGCAAGCGGUAACUUCACUCUGGACUUCCCGAGCUCUCCAGCAUCCCCUCAUCCGGACCAGCUCUCAAGAAGGUCUUCUGUUUCAUCAAGACGCAUGUCUGCCAAUCAAUCCUCGGAAGAGAAGGCGCUUGUGCAGCGCAUUGCCCACCUCGAGACCGAACUCGCAACCGAGCGCGAGACGGUGCAAAAGCUCCAGAAAGAAGCCCAUGCUGAGCGCCAAUCGAACACUGAUAAGAUACAGGAGGCUCACUCAACGAAGAAGGACUUGAUUGGCAAUCUCGAAGCACGGCAACGUGAGUUCGACGACGAACGGAGGUUUCUGGAAGGGGAAAAGAAGAAGAUCAAAAUGCGGGCCGAGGAACUCGAGGAAGAGCUGGAUCGGAUCCUGGAUGGGCGUGAACACGAAAAGCAAGAUGCAGAUGAACGCAUACACCAUCUUGAAACUGAACUUCAGGAUGCUCAUAGUCGUGCAGAAACCGAAAUCCGAAAGGCAGCCCUUCUUAGCGAGCAAAUGCAAAGCUUCAAUGAGAGAGAGGGGAGUCUUCAAGCACGCAUUGAUGACCUUGAACAGCAAGCAGCCGCAAGAGAAGAAAGGGAUCAAGAGAACUAUCACGCGCUGCAGGCUGCAUUCAUGAAUUUAUCUCCUGGUGGAGUUGUUCCCGAUCAACUCCCUGGUAUUAUCAAGACUAUUGAGGUGCUUUCAGAGGGAUUGGCUAUUCAUGCUAAGAAUGCCGAAGAGAAUUCCACGAAAGCGUCUUCGGAAAAUAAGGAACUAGAGGAACGUCUGAGCCAAAUGGAAUCCGAGGCUCAUGAGCUGAGGACGAGUGCCGAGACGCGUGAGACCGAGAUCUCGCAAGUUAGAGAACAACUUGCACAAAGAGAAUCGGAGCUAGCUGCCCUUACGUCGGAGCUAAACGAUGAGCGCGCAAAGCUGAAGGCGCUGCAGUCGCAAUUUGACGCAGGUGAGACGGGCUCCGAUGCCCUUCGCGAAAGGGCAGUGGAAGACGAGCAAAAAUUGGCCAGAAUGUCACAAAGGGUGGCCGAGCUGGAGACCCAGACGCGUCAAUCGAAUGGCGAAGUCCAAGAUUGGAAGCAGAAGUUUGAAGCGGUUUCCCAGUCUGAACAACAGGCUACAGCCCGAGCCGAAGUUUCUGCAUUACGGUCUAAAGAUCUCUCAAAGCAGCUGUUCGACCAAGUGGAGAAGCUGGAGUCUAUGUUGGAACACUUGGGCUUCACCGUCAUCCGGCAAGAUGGAAACAUAGUUGUCCAGAGGUCCUCAAAAGUAAACGCCCUUUCGGGCACGGCGGACACAUUGGCUCAAUCCGGUAUCGUGUCUGUCAAGCCAGACCCGAACCUUCUCACCUGGAUGGAGGCGGAAAGUGACGAGGAAGAGACCGACAGGUUUAUGGCAUUCACUGAGUGCCUUGCUCAAUUCGAUGUCGAUAUCUUUGGAGACGCGGUCGUUAAACGGGUCAAGGAUAUCGAGCUACUCGCUCGCAAAUGGCAGAAAGAGGCCAGGGGAUACCGUGAUAAGUACCAUCGCAUGCAAAGCGAAGCUCAUGAGAAGAUUGCCUUUCGCUCUUUCAAAGACGGUGAUCUGGCUCUUUUCCUGCCGACUAGAAACCAGGCCAUUCGAUCCUGGGCUGCGUUCAACGUUGGCGCGCCACACUAUUUCCUGCGCGAACAAGAUGCCCACAAACUCCAGGCCCGGGACUGGCUUCUUGCCCGUAUCAAUAAGGUCGAGGAGAGAGUUGUAGACCUUUCCAAGUCAAUGAACGGUGCCAACCCCGACCGCCGAUCAAUCGGAGAGGUCAGCGACGGGACUUCUUUCGACGACGAGAAUCCAUUCGAAUUAUCCGAUGGUCUCCGAUGGUAUCUCUUAGACGCCACAGAAGAAAAGCCCGGUGCCCCGGCCACCCCAGGGUUAGGCAAAAGCACAGUUGCACCCGCCCACGUCGACGCCAGAGGCAGCAUUCGGUUGAAACGCACCACGGCCGGGGGAAACGUCGCGAAAACACUCUCAAAGAGUCUGGACAGUCGGCGGAACAGUUCGAACUCCAAGAAAGGGCCGCCGGGAACGCCAUCCCAGCGACCCAAUAAUGACUCCACGACGGAUUUGACUCGAGCCCCUGAGCCGGAUGCUACUACAACUACGGCUGUUGGCUCGCAGUCGCGGGAGGGCGCUCCUGAUCUUGACGAGGUUCGCCGCGAACUGCGUCAGGGCCCGUGAGACCCACGGUCCCCGACUUCGUUGUCUGUUGAACGGAGCUGACGGACCUUCACAGGGCUUGGAACGAAGAACUCCUGGGGUUUCCGCGCAGCAGCGAUCCCAUCGACAACCCGGGGGCACUCAGUCACUCACUGCCUCCCGGUUCGAGGAAGCCAGCACCACUCCGUCGCGAUCGAUCUCCAGUCCGCGCCCAACUUCUCGGUAUCGCCCCUGGGAGAAGCUCUGGUCUGUAGACUACCGCUUGGAAAGCGGGAAUAAUCAGUGAAAGGAACCCUCGGCUGGGUGGCUUUGCCUACUGGGUCCUACCAGACCUCCGACACCAAAUAUUUUCACCAAACUUAUACUUCCGAUAUUUCACAUCGGAAUCGGCUCCGACUACAACAGCAGGAAACAAUACCUUGGAGCUUUCUUAGCGUCACGAAAUUGCCAUGAUUGAAUGAUACCCAUCUAUAUGGAACAUUGGCUACUUACUAUCUUAUCUUAUUGGGGUUUUCAUUUCCAUUUUCAUUUCCCAAGCAUCAGUUCACUUUCAGCAUUUGACACUUUCCUCUUCUUCUUUGGUCUGGGGACUAGACUUGCGUUUUCUUAGGUAGCUAUGAUUGAUUACAAUGGUGAUAUGGUUCAUACAAGUAUUGGCACAGGGUGUUAUGAUCUAUAGAUUUUGAAAGCCCAUGGAUUGAUAGUAUCGAAUUCCGCUAACUGAGACCCCUCCUAAAACACCGCGGCAAAUAAUUCCAAUAGAAAAGAACGGAUGAGAAGGUAAAGAACAAAGAAACAAAGUCGAGCCGAAAUGGAAACAAACAGGAAAAAAAAAGAAAUUUAUAUGUAUACAGUCCAAUUGAAUCUACCAAAUGCAAAUUCAAUCCAGCUCUUCAAUGAACCCUUCCAGACCCCCAACUUCCUGCCAGAAGCGCGCAAAGUCUACCCCCUCGUUCUCAAACAGUUGCUUUGCCUGCACCAUGGCGGACUUUUGUCUUUCCGGCGUGAAGCCCCCGGGCCGGGUGCUCUCGUACUGGAUCAGCUCGACCCAUCGGAAGAAAAGGUCCUCCUUGCCCAUGGCCGUCAGCUUAUCCUUGAAGGCCAAGAUCUGGUCCCGUUGGGCUGACCGCGCCCGUCCUUCCGCGGUAUCCUCGUCUCCAACGUGCCACAUCAGCCAACCAUCGGCGUCGGUGUUAACGACCACCGCGGUGCGGAACUCGUCCAAGGGAAUGCCAUUGCCCGUCCGGCUGCGGUCGACAAGCUCAUGCGCCCGGACCAUGGCGUCGUAAUCGAGAUCCCAGUCGGCGUCCACGAGCAGGUAGCCGGUCUUCUUGAUCCGGUCCGGCGUGACGGCCGCCACGAUCUUAUCCCGCGUCGCCUCGUCUUCGCGGAUCCAGCGAUUGCGCUCCAGUCCCUCGCUCAGGCUCGGUCGGCUGCGUCGGAUAAUAAUCUCGCGGUCCCGGAAGCCAACGUUCCGGCGCCACAUGACGGGACCCUCGAUGAAGCGGAUGGGCCAGGAGAGGAAAAUCGUCACCAGAAAAUAGUCCAGCAUCACGUUGGCGGUGCGGAUCAGGACUGUCACCGCCUGCUCCUGCCAAGGCGUCGAGAUGGUAUCUACCGUCGCGGGGCUCACGAAACCAAGCACCGUCGCUAGCAUAGCUGGGUACAGAUUCCGGACCAUGUAGACUCGGGCGGCUAUCACCACUGUGAUUACAAUGUUGAUUAUGACGGGCACAUUGAAUGCCUGUUUCUUGAUGUCUUGCGGGGUGCGGUCGAUAUGGAUCAGGUAGACUUCGUCGGGGGCGAAGGUUUGGAGAAAGGGCUGGAGUGUCUCGGGAGCUUUGGCGAACGGAGGAAGAGGGCCCGCCUGGGAGCUAGGAGUCGAGGUUCCAGAUGAAGAGGAAGGCGUUGUCGAGCCCUUGGCUUUUCCGGAUCGCUUUGCAGACUUGGCCAUGUUGUAAGGUGUGGGUGUCGUGUGAGGUGGAACGGGGGUUCGGUUUCAACGCAUGCAGGCACUAGAUAUGACGAGGAGAGAUAUUGUAGGAUGCAGAACUACCCGCCGCAGGAUAUUCACACGCAGGUAUUUCCCUCCAACACAAUUGAGCGCGAGGAUGUGGAGGAGCAGGCGGGGAGAUCAAUGAGGGCCACGACAGCUGAUCGGGUCACAUGUCAGUGCACAAAGCGCGAAAGGAGGCACUGCAGACGAUGAUCGGCCAACAGAGGAAGGGAGGGAUCGGGCCUAUUUCGUACCGGAUGGGAGAGAUUGGCUGGACGUCAACAGCAAGAGGCGCAGGUCGUCGUCAGUCGAGGGGAGUGUU
Molecule: messenger RNA, 6392 nt
Organism: Aspergillus melleus
Lineage: Eukaryota; Fungi; Ascomycota; Eurotiomycetes; Eurotiales; Aspergillaceae
Gene: atg11
Product: autophagy protein ATG11
Exons: 3
Coding region: 151-4095 (1314 amino acids)
Biological process (GO): piecemeal microautophagy of the nucleus; autophagy of mitochondrion; autophagy of peroxisome
Cellular component (GO): Atg1/ULK1 kinase complex; extrinsic component of membrane; phagophore assembly site membrane
Molecular function (GO): protein kinase binding; molecular adaptor activity
Source: RefSeq, a predicted model, not a curated record